AAGUCCCACGACUGUCUCGUCAUCCACAUCCGAAGGGACAAGCACAAAUGCUCAAGUCACAGACACAUCAUCUUCAGGAACUUCUACAAGUUCAAAUCCCAUGACUGUGUUGACAUCCACAUCUGAAGGGGUGAGCACAACUGGUCAAGUAACAAACCCAACAGCUUCAGCAACUUCUCCAAUCUCAAAACCUACGACAUCCACAUCUGAAGGGACAAGCACAAAUGAUCCAUCAACUGACACAACUGGUUCAGGAACCUCUGCAUGGUCAAGUCCAAGUACAUCCACACCAUUCCCAGCAAGCACUACACCAACAUCAACACCAACUCCAGCAAAUACAACACCAAUGUCUACGUCCACAACAGCAACAUCCACAAUGUCGACAUCAUCACCAACUCCAACAACUAUGACAUCAACACUAUCCCCAACACCAGUAUCCACAACACCAACAACUACAUCAACAACAACACAGAAGCCCAUCCAGUGUGAAAAUGGUGGAACCCCAAACGAGGACAAUCGAUCUUGCCUGUGUCCUCCUCUUUUCACCGGUCGCACAUGUGCGGUUAUCAACAGCAUCAUUUCUCCAGAGACGCUCAAGAGGACAGUUCAGACAACAAUUGAAGUUAAAAAGAUGUUCAUACCAGAAUAUGAAGAUAUAACUUCAAACGAAUAUAAGACGUUUUCAAAAACUUUCAAAGACGAGAUGACUGCCAUAUAUGCCAACAAAGUGAUAAACUUCAAAGAAGUGGUGAACAUCACUCUGAAGGCUUCCACAGGUGGUGCUUCCAGGACCAGAAGGACUUUGUUUAGUGGGAUUUCUGUAAAAGAUACGACCAGUAAAAAUGUAAGUGCUUCACACGAUAUCGUUGUGGAGGUUCCCAACGACAAAGAGUCUGAAGAGGCCUUUGAUGAAACCUUUGAACAGGUUAAAGAGACUCUCGAUGCUGUGGGAAACUGUUCAACACCAGCUAACAUUACAGGUUGUCCAUCAUUUGGAGUUGGAAAAGUCGAACCCCCGACGCCGGUGGCACUUAAUGAAAGUGCUUUCUGCAGGUCCGAGGUGGAGCCUGGUUUUGAGAAGUACUUUUCUCCCGUCCAGGUGAACGGGAAGCUCACCUGCAUCUCCCCGUGUGAACCAGCCCAUCCUCAACCCAAAGGGUGCCAGAACGACGGCACCUGUGAGGUGUUAAGAGAGGGACCCACCUGCUACUGCAGACACACAGAGCAGAACUGGUACCUGGGCUCUGACUGUAGCUACCCCGUGCACAAGGUUGGGUUCUACGCCGGCCUAGGGGCGUGUGCUGCUCUUCUGGUGGCCUCAGUCGGCGUGCUGUCUGCUUGCGUCAUACUGAAGCACAGGAAGCAGAAUCGGGAGAAUGACAUGAAGAAUGAGCUGGUGAAUCAGUGGAUGGAGGAUGACUUUGAGUGGCCCACCUCUGGCAGAACAUCACACACACCGUCAGCAGGGGCGAAUGCCAACCCUGCCUAUCAGAGUGGGAGUUUGUACACGCAGCAGGGACUGGGUCUACCAGGCCUCCAGUCUAGGCCAGCACCGGGCCAGAUGAGGGCCAGAACCGACCCACACUGGGCUUCUCUACAGCAGGGGCCCUCACACAGAACCGACCCACACUGGGCUCCCCUACAGCAGGGGCCCUCACACAGAACCGACCCACACUGGGCUCCCCUACAGCAGGGGCCCUCACACAGAACCGACCCACACUGGACUUCCCUCCGGACCCCCUCUAUUAGCUCUUUUGACAUUUAGCGUCUCUAGCUAACGGAUCUGCUAUGUCACAAUUAAUGGAUCAAUGGCAAUAUCUCACCCAUGUCAACAACUCUUCAACACUGCUGUUUGCCAAAGAACAAAUUGAUUAUUAGACAGUUAAUCAUAUUAUUAAAACCACAUCAGUUCUUUACUGAUUGCUGGUCAUGAUGAUACGCUGCUGUACUUGUAAAUGUGUGAUGAACAGUUACUUACUCAAUAUACAUAUAUGAUAUAAUAUCAAUUUACUAAAUACUACAAUAUAUGAUAUAAUAUCAAUUUACUAAAUACUACAAUAUAGAAUACUGAAGUAUACUGAAACUGCAGGUUAUCUAAUCGUAGAAACCCUCGGCCACAUAAAGUAUUUAUUUAUAUAGCCAUUCAGGGUCAUUUCCCCUUUUAUUUAUCAAUGAGUCGCCUGUGGCUUAUGUUGUUGACUUUUGUGUUUAUUUUUAAAUUUAACUUAAUGUAUGUUAUGUCUGAUGCUAUAUAAUGUAUUAGGACUUGUAUUAUUGAGGAUCACCUGCUUAAAUAAAAAUGCAUCAUCUAAGAAUCUG
This is a messenger RNA of Clupea harengus (Atlantic herring), 2319 nucleotides long. RefSeq names its product mucin-3B-like. Bases 101 to 1765 code for a protein of 554 amino acids. The record is from RefSeq and is a predicted model, not a curated record. NCBI's taxonomy places the organism in Eukaryota, Metazoa, Chordata, Actinopteri, Clupeiformes, Clupeidae. The transcript is spliced from 10 exons.